CAGUCUUGUGUAAAGGCGAUGCAGGGGACUUAAAGGCCGCCAGGGAAGACUCCGCAUUUCAAGGAAUACAGCCAGCCAGAAAUAAUGGUGGGAAACAAUUGGAUACAACAGAUGUCGAAGGGAGUGAAUUCAAGCGUUACGGACAGCACCGUGUGUGUCUGGAAUCACCCGGCUCAAAUAUCUGCUUCCUCAUCCCCAUUCACAGGACAUCGGUAGCCGAGUAACCGGCUUGCUAGCCCGCAGUCCUUCCCAAAAUCUCCGCUCCGGAAUCACGGAUCUCAUCUAUUUUUUUUUUCAGCAGCGUUACGAAAGCUAGCCAGCAUCACACGGAACUAACCCGAGAAUAUGCCGCCUGUUUGCUUUCAUUAAAGUAAAGGUAUGACCUGCUAGUCCUCUGCUGCAGAUCUGACCGCUAGGAUCAAGCUAGCAUCAUCUGGAGUUGGAUGGACGCGCGGCUCGCACUCACCCACCCGCAGCAUCCCUGCCCGGGACGCGUUCAAGCCCGUGCUGCUGCACCGGAAUGCUAACUAACGAGGAAGUGGCUUUAACAUGACGAGAAACAUUUGGUCUCCCUACUGCUCAAGGCUGUCAGGCGCCACACAGACAUUGUUUAAAUGCCAAAUGUAAUGACCACCCCGAGCUCGCACCAUGUAUGUGGCUGGCCGUGUCUGUCUCCAGCCUUGCGGAUGACACUCACACAGGUACCGGCGGUUCAGAGCAAACAGCGGCGGCGCCGAUACACCGUCGCCGGGUAGUGCUGAGAGAAGCUAGGAGGCUAACAGCACAAUAUAGAAACCCAUAAACAACACCAAUGGUAUCCCAUAAGGUUUUAGUCGCAAUAAUCUUACUAAAUGUGUAUAUAGGUGUACAGUCUGUUUUCUACUUAUUCGGCGGCGUCCUUUUAACGGUCCUGUUUGCUAUGGCAUUUCUAAAUGGACCCAGGCUGCUGGACUGGGCGAGCUCACCUCCACAUCUUCAGUUUAACAAAUACGUCCUAACGGGAUACCGGCCAAUCUCCUCUGUGCAAGACUGCAUCAGAAGCCUGUUUUACCUGCACAAUGAACUUGGAAACAUAUACACUCAUGGCAUCCCUUUGGUUUGCUUCCUGGUGCUGCUGCCUCUCAACAUCCCCUGGUCUCAGAUCAGCGUCACGUGGUUGGGCGUGGUGCACUUCCUGGCUUGCCUGUCACCCCAGCUGGGCUCUGUGCUGUACCACCUCUUCAUGAACCACGAGGGAGGAGAGCCGGUCUACCACACCCUCCUCAAACUCGACGUGUGUGGAAUCUGCAUGAUCAACACAUUGGGGGCGCUGCCUAUUGUCUACAGCACGCUGCUGUGCUACCCGUUCAUCCGCACUGUGGCCCUGUUAGUUUACAUCCUGCUGUCCAGCCACGCCAUCUACUGUGCCGUCACGGCUCGGAGCAGCGUUCGCCGGCUGCGCUCCUUUGCCUGGCAGGCGCUGUUCCGCUUCUCCUUCUUCCUGCUCCGCUGGGUGGGCGUAGGUGGUGGCAGCCCCACCUCACUACGCCACUUCCUCAUGAUGGAUGCGCUGGCCGUGCUGGGCGGGGUCAUCAACAUCACACGCAUACCGGAGCGAUUCCGCCCGGGCCUUUUUGACUACUGGUGUAACAGCCACCAAAUAAUGCAUGUACUGGUGGUUGGCUCCAUCCUCUACCUGCACUGGGGUGUGCUGGACGACCUGCUGUGGAUCAACAGCUACAUCUGUCCCUCAGACUGACCCCACCUGCAGCCCCCACCCCCUCACAAGGAGCACUGGGAUGUAAGGUGAAAGGACCUCUGAGGGGAGGGGGGUGCCUGCAGAGGGAAGGGGAAGGAGGGGAAAUAAGGGGGGAACUGAUGGUGUGAGGUGAGACGAUAUGUUGUCUGUGCAUGUGUUCACCUCAAGCACUCAAACUCAGAAUGUUCAUAUCUACGUCCAUCGUGGUACUUUGUGCGAAUGCAGGCAAAAGUAUGUCAAGUAACACGCACAAGCAUUUUGACUCUGUCGCCCUCCGUCAACAUGGACACACAGGAGUAUACGGACACACACAAACACACACACAUAAACAGCAAAAUGGAUAUAUUUGAGCGAUGAAUUAAAUGAGUAUUGAACACUAUAAAGUCUUAAGUAAAGGCUCUAGUAAAAUGUUACUGCUGAGUUUAAAGCCUUUACUUAACAAUAGAAGUUUUACUUGAGCAUUAGUUGUGGUUGGUUAAGACAGUCUGUGGCUAAACGAUAUCACAUGCUCAAGUCCUCUCAGAUGUCACUGUUGCUACCUAUGCAGCACAUCCAUAUCUCAACUCAUCACACACAACACACACUCAGACACCCUCACACCUAUAUUUUUAUACUACAUGUACAUACUGUAAGUGCUGUAUGAAGCACUCAGAGUUUUCUCUACGUCCAACUGACUGAGUUUUACUGGACUGGUUGUUCUGUCCGUGUUUCCUUGUUUCCUGCCACUGCCUCUUUCUUUACGUGUGUGUCAGUCUGAUUUGUCCUUACUGUCACAAGAUGACGAGGAAAUGAAAACGGGAGAGGGGGUUCAUUCCUGAGCGUGCUAGCAUGUUGGCAAUGAGUUUACGUGCUUUAGGUGGCUUGGACCACACAUUAGCAAUCGAUCGCGCAGUGUUAUCGGCUUUGUGUGUACCUGAGCUCUGUGCCAAUGAGAUUCAGGCAUUUUUAAUCAGAAAAGAAAGUGCACACGUUUACAGACUGUGUUCAGUGGCGGUACUGUUUGCCAAAUUUUUGCUUAUGGGAGUCCAUAAGCAAGGUUAUUUAUGAUUCCACAUUUAUGAUAACCUCCCAUUGUAAGGAAGGUUGUCACCACUUUUUGCUUUUAUGGAGGAAAUGCCCUCAAAUGUGCAUUAUGAAAUGACAGAACAGACAUGAACAGGCACUUUUAUGAUAACAAGCUUUACACUGAAAUGCCACCAUGUGCGCAUUUGAUUGUGAUGUACAUGUGGCAGCAAGACACACUGAAAGUUUGCCACUUAACAAAGUUUUAACUUGUAACUAAACAAUUCAUUAUCUUUGCACUGUAAGUACAGAUAUAACUGGCCUGCAUAUUGGCACAAUUUGCACAUAACACUGUAAUGAAAUAAUAAUAUUUAUUAUGGUUUUUAUUCAGUUGUAUUUAUUUGCUGAUACAGGUAACACUGUGUUCCUCUCAGCUGCUUGAACAGUUUACGUUGUUGCUGUGCAGGAUCACUGGCUGACAGAUCAAGUUAGAGGUCACAGAAAAUCUUUUGUUUUAUUCAAACCGUGCAAAUCCCGAGGAUUAGCUUCUCAUAUUCUCCCCGCACACUUUUUUUCCCAGCGAAUUUUGACUCCUCAGUCACACAGUAAUAAUGUAGGAAAAGAUCAGUCUCUAUGCAUUUCAAUUCACAACAAUCGGCAAGAACAAAACAUUAUUUGACUUUUAAAAUUUGUGCAGCCCUCUUCUCAAGAUCUUAUUUAUGUCAGUUUUUCCUCAGACUUGAAUGAAAACGGUUUAACUGUAUUUGGAUGUUUACUUGUGCACAGUCAGUCGUUAUUGCCACAGAAUGGGGCACAUUGUUGCCCUUAUUUAUGCUGUCUUAUUUAAAUGCAUUGCUUUUGCUCUGCAGCUGGAUUUGUGUCCUGUAAAAAGCACCUUUUUAACCUAAAUAGAGGUUAGACACUGUUUUUUUUAAAGUGUAGUAUUUUGUUAAGCUGGUAAGCAGGAAUGAACCCCUCUGCCCUCCUGUUAUGUACAAGUGACAACAGUUCUGUGUGAAUGUCGAUGGGUGUUUUGCCACUGUUUUCUUCUGUGGUAUUUCAGUCACUACUCUUGAAUUAAAGUAACUGUUGCUCCGUUCUGUCUUGCUCAAGACUAGUGGCUGAAGUGCGAUUUUUUCCACAGGCAGACUUUACUUUCUUAAUGACAUUGCACUUGUUUCCCAUGCCAACAGUCACAGCCGCCCACUGACUAGUUGCCAAUCCCGUCAGACCCACUUCAUCUUGCCAAAUUAGCAGCGUCUGAGGUGUAGCACAUUCUCUGCUUCCUGUGCUAACACUGACUCAUAGGUGAAGAGGGAUUUCCCACAGUCUUAAUCACGUACACUAGCCUCAGACUGCGUCCCCCACCCCUACCCACCCCUCUGCUUCAUAAAGAGUCAGAUACUUAUGUCUGCUAGUCUCACUCUGACACAGCGGUUAUUACCUACCGUGACCGUGGUACAAUGUAAAAGCUGAAACUAAUGUAUUAUUGGCCACUGAAUGAAACUGGAAAAAAAAUGCAUGAAAGUAGCUGUAAUACAGAAACAGAUGUCUCGUAGCGUUAGCUCAUCGUUUGUUCAUCGUAGCCAUACACAGGCCUGAACUGACUGUGUGGGUACAGGGGGGUUGGGGGAGGGUUUGGGCAGGCGGAUCACCACUACAGGAAAAUAACUGAACACAGAUCAGAGACACUAUCACUAUCAAAUAAACUGCACUGUUCAUCAUUCUCAAAAGGGCUUUGGAUUAAAGUAAAUUAUAAUUCUGAAACAUAUUGAAAGUCCAUAUAAAUAAUGUAAAUACAUGUAUGUAGAUUAUAUAUACAUACAGUGCAAAAUGAUAUACCCUAAUUCAUUUUUGAUACAUACCCAAUAUGUUACGGAAAGACAAUAUGGGAUGAGAAGUAAUGGAAGUAAUGGUGUGCCACAUAAAAGCUGCUGCUCUCUUUCACAGCCAAAGCAAAUUAUGAGAGAGGGAAGCAGACGGGGCUCGGUGCAGUGCUUCAGGUUAAUAUCAAAGAUGUGUGUUUGCUUAGCUAUGUCCAUAUGUAUGUGAACAACAUGGAGGUAAAAAACAUACUGAAAUUGGUUUCAGUGCUAAUGUGGAGUUGUUUGACCUUUCGUGACUCUAACUAAGAAUGCUUUUGAUCAUUUAAAUGUAACCACUUUUUUUUAGACGUGUGGGAAACACAGAUUUGUGACCAUUGUGGGGAAUCUUGGCAGGCAUGUGAAUACCUCGUGACUACCACUGGUCUAUCUAUGCAUUAUCAGCCGAAGGAUACGUAACAGUCAAGCUGAUUUGUGUUUGUUCAAGAAACAGCUCUCUGAUCUGCUGUAACGGAGGGCUUUUCGCUCCAACAUCCUGGGUCUCCCACUUCUCAGGGUGCCAUAACAGUAGCUGUAACAUCCAAGGCCUGACCUCUGCUGUCUGAAACAUGGCUGCGAGACUUUCAUCUACCUCCACCUGCCCUCUUUGUCCAGUCUGUUCAUGCUAUGAACUGGGAAACAGAUUGGACAGAAGGGAGACAGAAGGUGGAAAGGGGGCAUUUCUCUAAAAACCAUGUUACAGGAGUGGAACCAGGCCAGAAAAAUUGGUCUUUGUCUUUUUGUCUGUAUGUUAAAUGAAAAAAAAAAAAAAAGACAUGA
Molecule: messenger RNA, 5382 nt
Organism: Epinephelus moara (kelp grouper)
Lineage: Eukaryota; Metazoa; Chordata; Actinopteri; Perciformes; Serranidae
Gene: paqr4a
Product: progestin and adipoQ receptor family member IVa
Exons: 3
Coding region: 812-1738 (308 amino acids)
Cellular component (GO): membrane
Molecular function (GO): signaling receptor activity
Source: RefSeq, a predicted model, not a curated record